UGCUGUAGAACAGUUAACGUCUUUAGUCUGUUAAUAAUUAUGUGUACAUUUUCAUAGGACAUUUGUAUUUCAGUUGCAUACAUUUUCCAAGGCAGAUUUUGGUUAUUGUGAUAUGCUGUGCAGUUGAUAGGUUAUAUUUGAACUAUUCGUGAACAUUAGCUUAAGGACCGAAUUAUUUGAGUUUUUAUCUUAAAAUUGUGUCAUUUUGUAGCGAAAUUAUGACUUUCUUUACUUCAAAUAAUAGUAUUAUAAGUUUGGAAACGGAAUUGGCAGAUGUGCCACGCGAUGAGCGCUUGGCUCGAGUUGAAAUAGCCCUUUUGAGCAUCAUAUUUUUCAGUGCCGCAAUGUUAAACUUUGUACUGCUAUUGGUGCUGUGGAAGCGGAGGAAGCAGCUGUCGAGGAUGCGCGUCUUUGUUUUUCACCUUUGCCUGGCAGACCUGGUGGUCACCUUUUUCCAAGUUUGUCCGCAGCUGAUGUGGGAUGUAACGGACAGAUUCAUUGGUCCUGACAUAAUGUGCCGCCUGGUGAAAUACAUGCAGGUCGUUGGCAUGUUUGCCUCCACUUACAUGAUUGUAGUGAUGACCAUUGAUCGCUACCAAGCCAUCUGUAACCCCAUGGUGACUUUCCAAAGGCGCAGAGCGAGCUGGAACGUGCCUGUGUGCGUUGCAUGGUCCGUGUCCCUCUUCGGCAGUCUCCCUCAAGUGUUCAUCUUCUCGCGAGUUCAAAUUGCGCCUGGUGUCUAUGACUGCUGGGCUGACUUCAUCAAACCUUGGGGACUAAAAGCUUACGUGACCUGGACCACUCUGGUGAUAUUUGUGUUGCCAAUCUUAACUGUUAUCGUUUGCCAGGUGCGUAUUUGCCGAGCUGUUCAAAUCAACUUUCACAUGAAAACAUAUCAAGCAUCGGAAAUUGUCACCAAACCUCUGCACUCCAGGACCAGCAGUGUUGCUGGAGUGUCCAAAGCCAGGAUUAAGACCGUGAAGAUGACUGUGGUUAUUGUUCUUGUCUACAUUAUCUGUUGGACUCCUUUCUUCACUGUCCAGCUGUGGUCUGUCUGGGAUGUCCAAGCACCCACUGAGACUGCAACUUUCUCUAUCCUGAUGCUUCUGGCAAGUCUGAACAGCUGUGCAAACCCCUGCAUCUACCUGCUCUUCAGUGGGAAGCUCCCCAAGAGACUCAUGGCGGUGUGUGUUAGCCAGUCGGACAUUAAGGACUCCAUACAAGAAGAAGCCACUGUGGUCAGCUCCUUGUACAUCAGUUUUAAGAGCCUUUCCGAAUCCAGAUGAAACAAGCGGCACAGCGCUCUCUCUGGCUGAUAGAGCUUGAUGUAUACAGUUGA
Molecule: messenger RNA, 1339 nt
Organism: Salmo salar (Atlantic salmon)
Lineage: Eukaryota; Metazoa; Chordata; Actinopteri; Salmoniformes; Salmonidae
Product: oxytocin receptor-like
Biological process (GO): regulation of systemic arterial blood pressure by vasopressin; cellular response to hormone stimulus; positive regulation of vasoconstriction
Cellular component (GO): plasma membrane
Molecular function (GO): peptide binding; vasopressin receptor activity
Source: RefSeq, a predicted model, not a curated record